Messenger RNA from Helicoverpa zea (corn earworm), 3299 nucleotides. Its product is annotated as mucin-5AC-like. Bases 1 to 2541 code for a protein of 846 amino acids. Lineage: Eukaryota; Metazoa; Arthropoda; Insecta; Lepidoptera; Noctuidae. The transcript is spliced from 7 exons. Gene Ontology annotation, molecular function: chitin binding. The record is from RefSeq and is a predicted model, not a curated record. Gene Ontology annotation, cellular component: extracellular region.
AUGUCUCUACAUUUUGUUUAUUUUAUAUCCGCUGCAAGGCGCAAUUUCCUUCGGCGCACAAAAGCGACCGCGCCACCAGACACAACGGAGACGGAAUCCUCCACAGAUAAACUAGAAACCACCACAAACAAGUUCACUAGACGCGGGAACUCCAAAUUCAAAUCGCGAAAAGAAGCCGAACUUGAGAAAAAAGGUGCGACUGCGAAAAAUGAGGUUGAAAAUGCUUCGCGACGGCCAUCUUUGAACGGCGGCGCGCGGCGUAGUGAGCGACCGACGCGCAAGUUUGUUCGAGCACGGCCUGGGGGGGCAAAUGUGACAACAUCAACAGCCGCUCCAUCAUCCGCAUCAGCUUCAUCAGCUCUAGCAUCCUCCCUCGCCACGCGGCGUCCGUUCCGCGUCGCCAGUCGCCGUCGCGUCGGAUCUACCACCAGCUCCACAACCACUAGUACCACUACUGAAGAGCCUACUACUAUUACUGCAGCACCACAGGCUGUCACUAAUGCGUAUGAAGAUGAAGAGUCGCUACAGGAUAUUCAGGAUAUUGGAGAUACAGAUGCGAUUGAAGACCCAACUCUUGAACCUAAAGCUCCAAAACGGACCAACAAAGUCCAGAGGCGGCCCCUAGUCAACCUUAAAGAAGACGUGAAGGACCAGAACCCUUCAGCCACCAACGAGGAAGAGAACAAGAGACAAAGUAAGAAAUACAGCGCGACUAUUAAGCAGAUACAGUUGAAUGAUCUGCUGAAGCUGAAGAGUCAGGAGGAGACCACGACAGAGGCGAAGACUACGGUUGAAGAAAUCAGCCCAGAAACGGCUUUAGCAAUAGCCGCACACCAACUAAUCACAGCACCAAUACCGAGCAUACCCGACUUCGAGGAAGACGUCAAACCCACAAGAAAGACCCAAACCACCGUAGAAUACAAAUACACGAGCCGAGAGUACAACGAAUAUACCGACAUCAGUCGGACACCUACCUAUGACGACUACCAGAGCACACCCAUCUACAAGAACACCGCGGGAAGCUUCGACCAGACAACAGUCUACAGAAACCCUACCGACUUCGAUUCCACUAAAGUAGUGACCGACUUCGAAGCCCCGAAGUCACCCACAACUUCAACAGCGAUAUACAAGACUGAUUACGCUCAAACAACAUCAGACGAGCCCUACAAUACAGCGUUUGACGCUCCGAAGAUUUCUACCACUACUUAUAAUGUACCGAAAUCGACUACCUACCCUAAUACUGUAAACACAGCGAAUACAGCUAACCUGGACUUCAUUCGUACGAAUCCCAACGAUUAUACUUUCACAUCAGAAUUUGAUAAUACUAAAGUAACCCCAUCAAGUUUCAGUCCAAGAUCACCUACAACUAACUUCGCUAACACAGCCACGAACCAAGAGUUCAUUAGAACAACUUUAGGAGAUGCUUACGAUACACGAAGCGACUUUGAUUCUAAGAUCUCGACUUAUCUACCAAAGGCUACUGCGACCAACUUCCCAACUAACACGGUACCACAAGAAUACAUCCGAACAACUGGUAACACGUUCCCAGAAACGUCAACAGAAUUCGUGUCCAAGACAUCACCAACUUACGUGCCAAAAUUCCCGACAUCAGACUACCAGAACACGAUAAACCAAGAGUAUGUUCGGACAACACUGAACUCUUAUGAAACACCGACAGAAUUGACUGGUCCUAAGAUCUCAACAACUUUAGCUCCAGCUACGCCAACCAGAUAUUUCGAAAGGACGACUUUCGCUGAUACUCCAACUGAGAAUUCUCCAAGAAUCUCAAGUACAUUCGUACCUAAGUCGACAGCUACGACCCAGUUUUCAAGGAACCGGUCUAGGUACAGUCUUGCUUCAACGAGUAUUGCUCCUACAGGGUUCACUUCAAGGUCUUCAACUCCAAGGUACAGGACUGAGAAGCUGAUCCCUGUGCCGGUGGAGAACACUGGGUACUCUACUGUUGGGUACUCUGGAUCCAGUUCAGAGCCUUCAUACUUCACCAGGGAAUACCUCCUGGAAUCGCCGGUCACUAAGACUUAUGAUGAAGAAUACCAGUACCUAUCACCGAUCACGACUCCCGUAACACCGACCCCCCCAACAGUUACACCCCGCAAAGUGAUCAGAAAGAAGAUCCAACGCAAGAUUUCCACCACCCUCCGACCCACAGAACCUCCCUCUUCCACCACGGUCAUACCGAGGCGUUCCAAGAAACCCUUCGAGAAGAUUCCCAAGGCGCCCAAGAAGACGUACCGGCCGAUAGCCAACUAUGACUACUAUGAUGAUAGUGAUGAGAAAGUAGCUGUGAAGUACGUGGAGGGAACUAAGAUCGUGAUGCAUGAUGAUGGCCACAUCGAGUGCCUAGACAUCGGCAACUUCCCCCAUCCGAAAUCCUGCAAGAAGUUCAUCUCCUGCGCUCGCAUAGACAACGGCUCACUCCUCGGAUGGGAGUACAUCUGUCCUAAGGGUCUUAGCUUCGAUCCUGUCGGAGGCAUUUGUAACUGGUCGGCAGGACUUGGAUGCGAUGAGAAAGACAUUUGAAAAUAUAUAUUGGAAUAAAAAAAAUUGGGGUUGUAAUUCAAAAUAGUAGGAAAAAUUGUUUGGGAAUUAUGUAAAAUUAUUGUUGGAAAAAUAUCUUGAAGAUUUAACAAAAAGUUGUAAAUAUUAAUUAUCGCGAUUUAUAACAUCUUAAUGUACGGUAUUUAAAUUAAUUUCUCAGUUAUACUUAUUAUUUCAGUCUUUAAAAUUAUUAUUAUUGUAUGUUUAUUUUAAUAUUUAUAAUUCUUAUAUUAUCAAAAUUUUGUAAAAAAUCUUGUGAUAUUACCUAUCCUGUAUCGUUGACUGAACAAACGUAAAUUAAAAUUUAUGAAUAAAUAAAAUAUAUUAGUGAAAAAGGAGUGAAUACAAGCGAAGGCACGAUCCAAGUGGUCUGACAAUAUUUUGUCAUUAUUCAUGACAAAGUUUUGUCUCUGGUACGACAAUGUCAUUGGUCAUUGCAAUAUUUUGUCAUUGACUAACAAAAUUUUGUCAUGAUGAAAUAUGACUUUAAAUUAGGAUAAUUUUCAGUCUUUUUGCAGUGCUCCUUGUAAUUAUAAUUCUAAGUCAAAUCGUGGUACUUUUGUAUCGAAUUCGUACGAACACUGCCAAUAAUAUACUCGUAGGUUAAGUUCGUAUAGAAGUGUGUAAGGCAGAGAGAGACCCCGACAACUGUCGAGGUUUUACAUACAUUUCAGAAUGUGCCUUAAUUAUUUUACAAUUUAGAUAUAAGAUUAUUGAGACAAUAAAAAAUAUUGUAACAA